Messenger RNA from Rhea pennata, 2016 nucleotides. It is a transcript of the gene DDX43, whose product is annotated as DEAD-box helicase 43. NCBI's taxonomy places the organism in Eukaryota, Metazoa, Chordata, Aves, Rheiformes, Rheidae. The transcript has 16 exons. The record is from RefSeq and is a predicted model, not a curated record. Gene Ontology annotation, molecular function: RNA binding; ATP binding; RNA helicase activity. The coding region runs from base 1 to 2016 and encodes 671 amino acids.
AUGUCUGACUGGGAGGCGAGCAGCGACGAGGACUGCGGCGCGGCGGGCCGGCCGCCAUCUUCUGCGGCCGCCGCCUCGCUCCUCUGGCAGCCACCGGCGGCCCCUUCGCGGAGCCGCGCCUCGGUGGAGGGCGGCAGAGGGCGAAGGGGCCCCGGGAGGUGGCAGGAGGCGGCGGCGGGCAGCCUCGAGGGGGAGGAGUGGGAGCCCCGAGGCGCGGGAGGCUCCCGGGGCUCGGGGGAGGCGGCGGGGCCAUGGCCGCCCCGCGCCGCCCGCUGCCCUCGGGACGCCGUGGCGCCCCUCUGCCUCAGCCUAGACAGCGCCCUGGUCGGGGCUCUCAUAGGUCGGGGCGGAGCUAAAGUAAGAGAACUUGAGGAGUCUUCAGGUGCUAGGAUACAGGUUAUAAAGGGAACUUAUGAAGCUGAAGUAAAGAUUUUUGGCAGCAUCGCUGUGCGAAACAAAGCCAAGAUGUUGAUUGAAGAUACUGUUACAAGACUUGGGCAAAACUACACUGGAAGUGGGACUGAGAAAGGUAAGAACUUGGAUCUUAUCAAGCCCCAAAAUAUCCCACAGAAAUCUUUGAUUAACUGGGCCUCCAUUCGAGAAAAUAAAGCUAGAUAUGAAGCUAUGAAGUGGGCAGACUUACCUCCAAUUGAGAAAAACUUUUAUAAAGAAUCAUCAAGGACUGCAUCUAUGUCACAAGAAGAAGUGGAACUGUGGCGGAAGGAAAAUAAUAAUAUAAUUUGUAAUGACUUGAAAGAAGGUGAAAAGCGCUGCAUUCCCAAUCCUAUUUGUAAAUUUGAAGAUGUAUUUGAGCAUUAUCCUGAUGUUAUGGCUAAUAUCAGAAAAGUGGGUUUUCAGAAACCUACACCGAUUCAGUCCCAGGCGUGGCCAAUCAUACUCCAAGGAAUUGAUCUUAUUGGCAUAGCACAGACUGGUACCGGGAAGACAUUAGCUUACUUAAUGCCUGGAUUCAUUCAUUUGGAUUCGCAACCAAUACCCAGAGAUCAGCGUGGGGGGCCAGGAAUGUUAGUCCUUGCUCCCACUCGAGAGCUAGCACUUCAAGUUGAGGCGGAGUGUUCAAAGUACACAUACAAAGGAAUUAAAAGUAUUUGCAUAUAUGGUGGUGGGGACCGAAAAGGACAGAUAAACGUGGUUACCAAAGGUGUGGAUAUUGUUAUUGCUACUCCUGGCAGACUGAAUGAUCUUCAAAUGAACAGCUUCAUAAAUCUGAAGAGCAUAACGUAUUUGGUUUUAGAUGAGGCUGACAGAAUGUUGGAUAUGGGAUUUGAGCCUCAAAUAAUGAAGAUCCUGAUAGAUGUGCGGCCUGACAGACAAACUGUGAUGACAAGUGCUACUUGGCCUGAUGGUGUUCGUCGCUUAGCAAAAUCCUAUUUGAAAAAUCCUAUGAUUGUAUAUGUUGGCACUCUUGAUUUAGCAGCAGUAAACACAGUAGAACAGAGAGUUGUUGUUAUCCCAGAAGAAGAAAAGAGAGCUUUCACACGGUACUUCAUUGACUCUAUGAAGCCAAAAGAUAAGGUCAUCAUUUUUGUGGGAAAGAAACUUACAGCUGAUGACUUAGCAAGUGACUUUGGUCUCCAAGGAAUUGCAGUUCAGUCUCUUCAUGGUAACAGAGAGCAGUGUGAUCGAGAACAGGCUUUAGAUGACUUCAAGAAAGGCAAGGUCAGAAUACUGAUAGCUACUGACUUAGCAUCCCGUGGUCUUGAUGUGCAUGACAUUACUCAUGUUUUUAAUUUUGACUUCCCUCGAAACAUUGAAGAAUACGUUCAUAGAGUAGGUCGUACUGGGCGAGCAGGACGUACUGGGGAGGCAGUAACACUUGUCACUAAGAAUGAUUGGAGAGUUGCAUCUGAGCUGAUUGACAUUCUGGAAAGAGCAAACCAAGCAGUUCCUAAUGAGCUGAUUUCAAUGGCAGAAAGAUACAAACAAUUUCAACUCAAAAAAGAAAUUGAAAGGGAUGUUAGAAGACCUCAGAGACGGCCUCCAAAAGAGUUAUAA